Messenger RNA from Sorex fumeus (smoky shrew), 755 nucleotides. RefSeq names its product claudin 7 (gene CLDN7). Gene Ontology annotation, molecular function: structural molecule activity. Gene Ontology annotation, cellular component: plasma membrane; bicellular tight junction. Gene Ontology annotation, biological process: cell adhesion; bicellular tight junction assembly. The transcript is spliced from 4 exons. Bases 1 to 636 code for a protein of 211 amino acids. The record is from RefSeq and is a predicted model, not a curated record. NCBI's taxonomy places the organism in Eukaryota, Metazoa, Chordata, Mammalia, Eulipotyphla, Soricidae.
AUGGCCAACUCGGGCCUGCAGCUCCUGGGCUUCGCCAUGGCCCUGCUAGGCUGGGUGGCCCUGCUGGCCUGCACCGCCAUUCCGCAGUGGCAGAUGAGCUCGUUCGCGGGCGACAACAUCAUCACGUCCCAGGCCAUGUACAAGGGCCUGUGGAUGGAGUGCGCCAUACAGAGCACGGGCGUGAUGAACUGCAAGAUCUACGACUCGGUGCUCGCCCUGCCGGCGUCUUUGCAGGCUACUCGAGCCCUCAUGGUCGUGUCCCUGGUGCUGGGCUUCAUGGCCAUGAUCGUGGCCACGAUGGGCAUGAAGUGUACCAACUGUGGGGGAGAUGACAAAGUAAAGAAGGCCCGAAUAGCCAUGACCGGAGGUAUCAUUUUUAUCGUGGCAGGUCUUGCUGCCCUAAUAGCUUGCUCCUGGUCUGGUAACCAGAUUGUCAGAGACUUUUAUAACCCAUUGGUCCCUAUGAAUGUUAAGUUUGAGUUUGGCCCUGCCAUCUUUAUUGGCUGGGCAGGGUCUGCACUGGUCCUUCUGGGAGGUGGCCUGCUCUCUUGCUCCUGUCCCAGGAGUGAGAGCAAACCAGCAUACCAUGCACCCCGCUCCUACCCUAAACCCAACUCUGCUAAGGAGUAUGUGUGAACUGGGGGAUACCCUGAUCCCAGCCUGGCAGCCUGAGGGUAAGCAGUUACCUGAAAGGACAUGGAGCAGAGUUCAGCCUGUGGGCAGGGCGUGGAACCUCCCAAUCACUCCAGUCCCAA